Molecule: messenger RNA, 3358 nt
Organism: Lutzomyia longipalpis
Lineage: Eukaryota; Metazoa; Arthropoda; Insecta; Diptera; Psychodidae
Gene: croc
Product: fork head domain-containing protein crocodile
Exons: 2
Coding region: 632-1837 (401 amino acids)
Biological process (GO): regulation of transcription by RNA polymerase II; anatomical structure morphogenesis; cell differentiation
Molecular function (GO): DNA-binding transcription factor activity, RNA polymerase II-specific; RNA polymerase II cis-regulatory region sequence-specific DNA binding
Source: RefSeq, a predicted model, not a curated record
UUGUGUGGAAGUGUUAUGGACUGAGGACGUAUUUUAUUCAACAAAGUUGUUCUUUCUCCGUGAAAUCAGUCUUUCAAAAAAAAAAACGGUCUCUUUCCAUGGAUCUCGUAAAAUAACUUCUCUCCUUUUAUUUAAAAAAAAAUAUUUUCCAGCGAUAUUUUCCUUUGUAAAAGUGGAUUUUUGUGAUUUUUCCAUCUUCGAGAGUGAACUUUAACUCUGUGCGAUAAUCAUCAACGUCAGGUAGAAGUUAGGUGGCCAAAGGAUCUCAGAAAAUCAUAAGGAUAUAAAAACAGUUUAAGAAUACAAAAAGGAACUCCUAAAAAAAUCCUUAAAGAUUUUAAGGACAUGGUGGUGUGAAAACGAAUUUAAUAAAAUAUCGUGAAAAUGGUGGAAAAUCCAGGACAAUGACCGUUUAGGAUGGUGUUGAGUGAUGCAAGUGUAACCAUCAUUGAUCUCUGUUUAUCUCACCGUGACACUGUGCAAUCCAUCAACAGCGUGAAUCUGUGACUUGUAGUGUGAUUGACCUCAUCGUGCAAAGGAAUACACAAAAAUGGAGUAAAACAAAAUGUUUUCGUGAGCAAUAAAAGGAUUAAAAUAACACGAAAAAAAUCUAAAAGAAAUAAUUUCCACAAUGCAUACAAUCUUCACGGACCAGAAUACCUUCUCACGUCACUACCAUUCACACCAGACGGGCUAUGCGGGACCCGCCGGUGCUACAAUGGGUCCCACACCGCACUAUGCUUAUGAUCAAUUUUCACGGUACACCUACCCAAGCAAUUAUGCUCUGACGAGUCCACAUCAUCAGAACAAGGAGAUGGUGAAGCCACCGUACUCCUACAUUGCCCUCAUUGCCAUGGCCAUUCAGAAUGCACCGGAAAAGAAAAUAACUCUCAAUGGGAUUUAUCAGUACAUCAUGGACAGAUUCCCAUACUACAGGGACAACAAGCAAGGCUGGCAGAAUUCCAUUCGGCACAAUCUCUCACUCAAUGAGUGCUUUGUGAAGGUGGCACGAGACGAUAAGAAACCAGGAAAAGGUAGCUACUGGACACUUGAUCCGGAUUCCUACAAUAUGUUCGACAAUGGUUCCUUCCUACGACGUCGACGACGGUUUAAGAAAAAGGAUGCCUUACGGGAGAAAGAGGAGAGCCUUAAGCGGCAAAAUCUCGUGCUUGAGGACAAGAUGACUGACAUAAAGCCUAUAAAACUAGUCGCGAAUGCAAUGCUGGAGUCGAAGCAUCAGCAAUUCAAGAAGGAGCCCGGUCUUGAGCUUGCAUCGCAAUGUAUGACCAAAGAUGGUCUCACGGGAGCCUCCAUUCUCAAUGCCUGCCACGACACACUGGCAUCACAGGUGAAUCAUCUCAGUGCUGGAGCUGAUCAUGGCUUCUCCGUGGAUUCCCUGAUGAAUGUCUACAACCCGCGCCUUCAUCACUCCGCCUAUUCGGCGGCGUAUCACUUCAAUGAGGACAAUCUGGCUGGUGCUGCAUCGCAAAUGCGUCAUCAUCACACGAACCACCAUGGCGGUUGGUAUACGCCGGAAACACCGCCGGACACGAAUGCAAACAGCACCGGAGGUGUGAGUGCACCCUCGGUGGCCAUUGUGUCUUCUGCACCCCCAACCGCCGGCUUUCGUGAUAUGGUUGUCUUUGAGCACAGUCAGCAUUGUCAGAUGGACUCAGGUAGCCCCGGCGGCGGCAGUCUAGCCUCGGGUAGCCCACCCGUACUCGGUGGAGUCUCGUCCGUUGCUGCGGCCGCCGCCGCCGCACAUUUACCCACCAAUCUUGGCCAUUAUCGACCCCAUAUGGGUUACUACCAGGACUGCGUCAAGUACGGCGUAUAAGCGUGAGUUCAACCAAAAUUCUUGUAAAAUUCCCUCAUCAGAUUAGACAGUGGUUUUCCUGAUGCACAACAAAUACAAAAAAUCAACAUCUUCAAUUUUAAUUUUAAUAAAUCUAAAUUAUUAUUUAGGUUGACCGAAAAAUUUAUUUCUUCAUAAAAAUUAACAAAAUCUUUCAAUUUUUGCGAAGAAAUAUAUUUUUUGGGAUGUUUACCUUCAUUAUAAAACUUUUUAUUGAAAUACUAAGCGUUUUUUUUUUAACCCUUUCGCGUUCUCUGGGUUAUCUGUUGACCUCAACGUGAAUCAUUCUAUUUUCUCGAAUUUUAAUGAAUUUAAUACAUAGGUAUUGAUUUUCCUAGAUAGAAAUGCUUAAAUUUAUGUAAAUUAGAUAAAAUAAAACGUUUUGAGUGAGAAGUUUCCUCUAAAAACAUUCAUUUUAUUGAAGAAAAGAUCAUUUCAUGGGGACGCGAAAGGGUUAAAUUAGAAUGAUUUAAAACACUUCUAUAAUUUCAAAGAAUUUUUAAUCAUAAUUCAAUUCAUAAAAUACUUUACAAUCAAACUCAAGGUCUCAAGAAAGCUUUAAGCUCUAAAACAUUCAAGGCUUGAAUCAGGCUUGAUCAGGAAAACCAACUUGUUCUAAAUGAAAAAUUCCUACGUUUCUAAACGAUUCAAAGAACUCUAACGCCUCUCUUAAAUUUUCACAAAUAAAAUGUAAAAGAACUUUGUGAUUCUUUCCAAUAUUACUUCACGUACGCAUAGAAUUCUCGUGAAAAGCAAAGAAACUCACUAAAAUGGCGCACUCUGACCCAUAAAAAAAAAUGAAAUAGGAGAAUCUUUUCGCGAGAAGUUAUAGCAAAAAGUAAUAUUUAAAUUUGCAAUAAUAAAUUAGUUUUGAGAUGUAACAAAAAAAAUGAGAUUGAUGCAAAAUAUUCAACAAAUUAUGUAGAAAAAAAAUCGACUGAUUUAUCAUUUUACUGAGAAAUAAAUUUAAAAGAGAAAAAACCCAACUAUAUAACAAAUCUUGUGUCACAUUUAUGUAUAGAUUAGUGAGAAAUUCAUUCCUCUCUCAUUGUAAGAAAAAAUUACUCUGACUUAGCUGGUAAAGGAUAUUUAAGGGAGAUUUUACUUUGAAAUAAAAGAAGGAAAAACAUGGUGUACGUACAUAUUUAGCAUUAUUUUGUGACAAAAAUAGCAUAAAGGGAAAUAUUAGUUAUUUCAUUGAUUUUUCAUUUUGGCUUUAGUAGUUUGUAAUUAUCACAUUAAAAAAACAGCACAGAAUCAUACCUACCUAAAUACAGAUUAAAGAAAAAGAAAUGCGUAGUCUAUAAGAAAUUGAAUAAGUAAUGAAUAAUGUAAAAUUUAUGUAAAGUAUUAAAUAAAAAAAGAAAUUAAGCAAAAUCGAAUGAUAUUAGACAGAGAAAUUGUAUGUUAAUUAAAUUUCCAUCUCUGACAGAUAUUUCCUCCUGCAAUUUAACAGCGUUUUGAAGUGAUUUUUAUUAAAGGAAAUUCCCUGAAAAUUCAAUC